UUUCAAGCAUGCGUCAAUUUCAAGUGGCCUAGAGCGGAAUUCCUAUUAGCCAAUAACAUAUCACCACGUCACGUACUCGCGGGUGUCUCCGUCAUCCAAAAAGCUCCUCCCUCGCUUUUCGCGUUGCUUCCAUCGGAAAUCAGCUCGUUUUCAGAAUGUAUUAUCUUCUCAACUGAAAGCGCCCCGAGAAAGGCUUCUGAGAAUCGACGAAGUCGAGUAGAACAAUGGUGGAGAUUGAGCCGUUGCUUGCAAACCGCGCCGCCGGCGAGGAGCCUCGGAUGGAAGCAGCGCCAUCGGCGAGAGAAAGAAGGCUGCUCGCGUGGCCUCGCUCGAUGUUUUCCGCGGCCUCUGUGUUCUCAUUAUGCUGGAUCAAUUUUCCCAAUAAUUGGUCAUGCCCCCUGGAAUGGGGUUCACUUGGCAAACCUUGUGAUGUCAUUUUUCCUUUUUGUUGCUGGCGUUUCUGUGGCAAAUGCAUACAAGAGGAUAGCAAUUGGAUAUGUUGCAGCGGCAUUGUGUGAAAUAUGGCUUCCAGGUCAAAUGUGGAGAGGAGAUCAGCUAUCCAGAAAUCAUGCCCGGCAAUGCCUGUAUGUCCCGGAUUGGCAAUAUGAGUUGCAGUCUGAUUACCCUCUUGUAACUGCUAAUAACAGCGACCCAUGGCCGACUCCCCGAAACUUCACCCCCAUGGUGUCAUGCUCCUUUAGAUCCUCAAGGCAUUUUGAGGUGAGCAAGCAUAAUAUUUCUAUUCUUUCAGUGGUGCCUGGGGGAAUUAGGUUCACUCACGGAGUCACGGGUCGCACGGCCGGAAUGAUAUAUGAACGGCUAGAAGUAAACGGAUAAGACGACCGUUAGUCUUGUUGCAUAUUCAAAAACUCAACGUAUAGCGAAUUUUAGGGCUCCACCAACGGAACAUUCUAGAGAUGCAUCCGAGCACUCCCAGCAACUUCUCUCACUCCAUACUUUCGAGUUUUGAACAGUGAAUAUAUUUUUCAAUCUUUUCUUACAUUCUAUUUCUCAAAAUUUAGUAAUUACGUUUUAUUUUAUUUCAUAUUCGUGGUAAUCUCAAUAAUACAUUUUCG
Messenger RNA from Striga asiatica, 1076 nucleotides. The record is from the annotation of a GenBank genome assembly. Lineage: Eukaryota; Viridiplantae; Streptophyta; Magnoliopsida; Lamiales; Orobanchaceae.